Messenger RNA from Cannabis sativa, 1299 nucleotides. RefSeq lists its product as uncharacterized. The transcript is spliced from 2 exons. The record is from RefSeq and is a predicted model, not a curated record. Bases 1 to 1299 code for a protein of 432 amino acids. NCBI's taxonomy places the organism in Eukaryota, Viridiplantae, Streptophyta, Magnoliopsida, Rosales, Cannabaceae.
AUGAAAAAAUCAACUACCAUUGAUACAUUUUUCAAAAUAAAAAAUGUUGAAGUUUCAACAUCUGAUGUCUCAUCAAAUCCAUCCGUAUCAGUGGAUGUAGAUCAUGAAAAUUCAAAAAAUCGGCCAAUAAAGUCUUUAAGACUUGACAUUAAAGAAGGGUUUGAUAUAAAUUCAUUAGAGCGUGAUCCAGAAAUACGCCCGCCAAUAUGGGAGUAUCCACCUGAGAAGUGUGAUGAAGUUCGCAGAACUUACAUUAAAGCUGGUCCAUUUCAGAUUAUGCUAUCUAGAUAUCGAAAAUCAAAAGAAGCUCAUUCACAUGCACAUCCUAGAUUGAAUGCAUUUACUAUUAAUGGAUUUCGAUCAUGGAAAAAAGUGAGAGGAAAAAAUUGUGCAUUUUUAGCACAUAUUGGAGACGAUAUAAAUUCACCUCAUAGAAAUGCUGAGAAAGCAGUUGCAGAUCUCAUGAACCAACCAACACAUAUUGGAAGAAGGUUUGCGAACUUCACAUCACAAGAAAUCGCUGACAAUAGACUUCGUUUGAAAACAUCAAUUGAGGGGAUUAGGUGGCUAGCAUUUCAAGCAUGCCCUUUUAGAGGUCACAAUGAAUCUAAAACUUCAAUUAAUCGGGGAAACUUUUUAGAGUUAUUAAGUUUCAUAACUUCCGAUAAUGAUAAGGUAGCAGAAGUUUUGGAUAAAGCUCCACGAAAUGCAACAUAUACAUCACCAACAACGCAAAAACAAGUUUUGCAUGUCUUGGGAAAUAAAGUGAGAAACAUGAUUCAUGAAGAAAUUGGUGAUGCAAAAUUUUCAGUAAUAGUUGAUAAAGCACGAGAUGAAUCUAAGAAAGAGCAAAUGUUAAUUGUUUUGAGAUUUGUUGAUAAAGAUGGGUAUGCGCAAGAACGUUUUUUCGGGCUUAUUCAUGUCAAAGACAUUGCUGCUUUAACAUUAAAAGAAGGUAUUUUCUCUAUACUCUCUAAUUAUAGUCUUGAUGUUCAAUCUAUUUGUGGGCAAGGUUAUGAUGGCGCAAGUAACAUGCGUGGACAAUGGAAUGGUUUGCAAGCUUUAAUUUUAAGUGAAUGUCCUUAUGCUUACUAUGUUCAUUGUUUUGCACAUCGUUUGCAAUUGGCAUUAGUUGCUGCAUCUAGAGAAGUUAUUCGUGUCCAUCAAUUUUUUACAAAGUUGAACUCCAUUAUUAAUAUUAUUGGUGCUUCAUGUAAGCGCAAUGACCAACUAAAAGCUGCUCAAGCUGCAAAUAUUGCUCAUUUACUUGAGAUUGAUGAACUAGAAAGUGGGAAAUGA